Messenger RNA from Triticum urartu, 1291 nucleotides. Its product is annotated as putative GABA transporter 2. NCBI's taxonomy places the organism in Eukaryota, Viridiplantae, Streptophyta, Magnoliopsida, Poales, Poaceae. The record is from RefSeq and is a predicted model, not a curated record.
UCCGCGCUCGCCGCCGUCUCCUUCUACACCUACUACGUCAUGUCCCGGGUGCUCGACCACUGCGAGGCCGCCGGCCGCCGCCACAUCCGCUUCCGCGACCUCGCCGCAGACGUCCUCGGUUCUGGAUGGGCGUUCUACCUAAUGGUGGCCGUGCAGGGUGCAAUCAACGUCGGGGUCACCAUUGGCAGUAUUUUGCUCGCCGGCAACUCUCUACAGAUUAUGUACACGAGCUUGGUGCCGGAUGGCCCUUUGAAGCUGUACCAUUUCAUCAUCGCCGUCGCCUCCGUGCUAGCUCUCUUGUCCCAGAUGCCGUCAUUCCACUCUCUACGGUACAUUAACCUCGUCUCGUUGGUCCUUAGCGUCGGCUACACCAUCCUCGUCUCUGCCGCUUGCAUUCGGGCAGGUCUCUCGAGCAAUGCUCCGGCGAAGGAUUACUCGUUGAGCACAUCCAAGUCAGAGAAGACCUUCGACGCCUUCCUCUCCGUCUCCAUCCUAGCUGCGGCGUUCGGCAACGGCAUCCUGCCCGAGAUCCAGGCCACGCUGGUGCCUCCGGCGGCGGGGAAGAUGGUGAAGGCGCUGGUGAUCAACUACUCGGUGGCCUUCUUCACCUUCUACCCGCUGGCCAUCACCGGCUACUGGGCCUUCGGCAAGACGGUCCAGUCCAACGCCAUCCAGAGCCUGAUGCCAAACGCAGGACCCUCGGUGGCGCCGAGGUGGCUGCUCUGCCUCACCGUGGUGCUCGUCCUCUUCCAGCUCCUAGCCAUCGCGCUUCUCUACGCGCAGGUGGUGUACGAGGUCAUGGAGAAGAGGGUGGCAGACGCGACGCGGGGGAGGUUCUCGUGGCGGAACCUGUUGCCGCGGGUGGCGAUGCGGACCUUCUACGUGGCGCUCUGCGCCGUCGACGUGGCGCUCGCCGCGUUCGUGGCGGCGGCGCUGCCGUUCUUCGGCGAGAUCGUGGGUGUGAUCGGCGCCGUGGGGUACAUCCCGCUCGACUUUAUACUCCCCGUCGUCAUGUACAACAUGGUAGUGUCGCCGCCUAGGAGGUCGGUGGUGUAUGUGGCCAACGUGGCGAUCAUGGUCUUGUUCACCGGCCUCGGGGUCAUUGGCGCCGUCGCGUCCGUGAGGAAGCUCGUGCUCAACGCCGGGCGUUUCAAGCUCUUCAACGACCAUGUCGUCAAAUGAAUUCAUUUCUUGCUUCUAUCACACGACCUCGAUCUCUCGUCGGGUAUCUAGUUAUGUAUUGUUAGGUGCACCACAUUUCUCAAAAAAAAAAGCGCCCUGACUGUGAUUU